AUGGAGACAGCGACACAUAUUAACGACCUCCUCAACGACAUCCUCGCUAAGAUACUAUGGCAUUGCGAGGAGUCAACACCUUGGAAACCCGAGAGUGACGCGUUAUGGUCUCGGCAUUCAUUGUCGCCGAAACCACGGUACCUUCGCUCGAUCGUCUUAGACAAAGAUCCCAGUCCUGAGGAGGAAGACUCGUAUCCAGUAUCGUACCCCUCCGCCAUUCCAACCGCUGCCAAGAUCUUCCUCGUGUCGUCGGUGUGCCGUCGUUGGCGCGAUGUAGCUCAGCGUAACAUCUCCACGCUGCUCGUCGAAAGAAAACAAGCCAUUUCCCUCCAACAACUCUCGAAUGCCGUCGCGUGCUUCCCGAACCUCACCCAUCUCCAUCUGUGCGACGACAGCGUGGAAACCCUAGACGACUCCUUCCUCGCUCACCUCGCAUCAUCCUGUCCUCAGCUCAAGAUUCUCCACGUGGGACGCGGGAUCACUCACCAUCCAGACUACGUCGGACCGAAGCAUAAGCACCCGAUCACCGAGGCUGGUCUGGAUCGCUUCUUCCAGCGAAGCGCUCAGCUGGAGCAGCUUUCACUGCUCUGCCUCCAUCGGGACGUCCACCUACCCGCUUCCUUCUUCCACCUCACGCGUCUUCACACCCUGUCUUUAACAGCCGCUUCCGCCUUAGAAGCUCUAGAUCUGGAGACCCUCGCUUCUCUCACCACUCUUCAUAUCGCCUCCCCAGAGUUGAACGAGGAGCAACUGGCCAACGUACGUCGUCUUCCCAGCAUCACCAGCGUUUCACUCUCUGCCGGGGCCACGUUUGAUGUCGAAUUGCUGUCGGAUUGGCCAUUGUCCAGUCUGGAACUGCUGCAGAUACCAGACUGUGGAGAAUUGGAGCAAUUUCCGGACAGCAUUGCGGAGUUGCUGCCGCGUCUGCGUGAGCUGACCGUUUCCAGGUGCGAGGCCUUGGAGGAGCUGCCGGAGGGUGUCUGUUCCCUGGAGCAUCUGGAGACCUUAUCAAUCAUCAAUUGCGAGCACUUCAGCUGCCUGCCUGAAAACAUUGGGAGUUUGACUGCCCUGAAAACCCUGGUUCUGGGUACUCUGCCGCUGGCUUUCCUCCCUGACUCCGUGUGCCAGCUCAGCUCGCUGGAGACCUUCUUCGUGCUCUCGUGCGACUCAAUCUGUGAGCUGCCAGCAGACUUCUGCUACCUCACGGCUCUCACGACUCUCUGCCUGGGGCACGUGGCACUUCCAGCGGACAUAGGACGCCUGAGAAACCUCCACACGCUGCUUCUGGGAGACAGCUACCAAUCUCGGCAUCUCCCAUCCUCGUUGUCGGAGAUCGCGUCGUUGACAAGGCUUGAGCUGAACCUGUGCGGCGUGGAGUUGCUGCCAGAGGGCGUGGGGUCGCUCAGCAACCUGCGGGAGCUGCACGUCUCGUGCUGCUAUCAGCUCACGGCCCUUCCAGAGUCCGUGACGGGCCUGACUGCCCUUGAAGCUCUCUCUCUCGCUGACUCCCCAUGUCUGGCCUCGGUGCCCACAAGGCUGGACGACUUGACACGGCUCAAGCAGCUGGAGGUUGCCCGAUGUGACAUGCUCAUACGGCCUCCUCUAGUCCUGCCGGCGUCCAUUGAAUUGCUGAGUUGGGGAAGUAUCUGGAGUCACGAGCAGGCCAUGGCUCUGCCAGACGUCUCCACGCUGACGGGGCUUCGGACGCUCCGUCUGAACGAGUUUUCUGUGGCGUGUGGGGUCGCUGUGAGCAGGAGCCUGUCGCACCUGGAGCAUUUGGAGCUGAAUUUGGCAGGCGUUGCAGAGGAGCUUCCAUUCCCCUUGACGUUCCUCUCCCGGCUGCGCACCCUGAUUAUUGACAGCGCGUGGAGUCUCCAAAGGCUGCCGGCUGACAUCGGGUCAGCACUGCCGCAGCUGCGGAAGCUGAAGCUGGUAAAUGCGCACGAGUUGAGGGAGCUGCCAGCGAGUGUGGCAGAACUUGAGAACCUCACGGUCUUGGUUUGCUACGCGCUCAAACUGGCUUCUCUGCCGCAUGCCAUCGGCGCUUUAUCCAGGCUGCGGGAGCUGCACCUGAUUGGCUGUGAGCAGCUUGAGCAGCUGCCUGCCUCUCUCACCCAGCUUGCCUGCCUGAACAAGCUGUCGAUUCUAAACAGCCCCAUCCGUUCCCUAUGUUCCAACGCUGCACAGUUCACGCGGCUCAGAUCCCUCGAUCUGUCAGGCUGUGUGCAGCUGGAGGCAUUGCCGGGGGAUUUGAGUGAGCUGAAGGCACUGCAGGAGCUGAAAUUGUUCAGGUGUGGGCUUGUGAAGGACACUGAUGGGUCUGUGCUCCCCAGGAGCAUCAAUGAAGUGUACGGGCUGAAAAUAUACAUUUCGAAGGCCCUCUGGCCAGCAACGGGACCUUCGGUUCUUUUCCCCCCUGGGGAACGGCCCUCUGGCCAGCAACGGGACCUUCGGUCCUUUUCCCCCCUGGGGAACGGCCCUCUGGCCAGCAACGGGACCCUCGGUCCCUUUCCCCCCUGGGGAACGGCCCUCUGGCCAGCAACGGGACCCCUUUCCCCCCUGGGGAACGGCCCUCUGGCCAGCAACGGGACCUUCGGUCCUUUUCCCCCCUGGGGAACGGCCCUCUGGCCAGCAACGGGACCCUCGGUCCCUUUCCCCCCUGGGGAACGGCCCUCUGGCCAGCAACGAGACCCUCAGUCCCUUUCCCCCCUGGGGAACGGCCCUCUGGCCAGCAACGGGACCCUCGGUCCCUUUCCCCCCUGGGGAACGGCCCUCUGGCCAGCAACGAGACCCUCAGUCCCUUUCCCCCCUGGGGAACGGCCCUCUGGCCAGCAACGGGACCCUCGGUCGCUUUCCCCCUUCAGGAACGGCCUUCUGGCCAGCAACGGGACCCUCGGUCCCUUUCCCCCCUGGGGAACGGCCCUCUGGCCAGCAACGGGACCCUCGGUCCCUUUCCCCCCUGGGGAACGGCCCUCUGGCCAGCAACUGGACCCUCGGUCCCUUUCCUCCCUGGGGAACGGCCCUCUGGCCAGCAACGGGACCCUCGGUCCCUUUUCCCCCUCGGGAACGGCCCUCUGGCCACAAACGGGACACUAA
Closterium sp. NIES-65 is the source of this 3096-nucleotide messenger RNA. NCBI's taxonomy places the organism in Eukaryota, Viridiplantae, Streptophyta, Zygnematophyceae, Desmidiales, Closteriaceae. The record is from the annotation of a GenBank genome assembly.